Molecule: messenger RNA, 360 nt
Organism: Marchantia polymorpha subsp. ruderalis
Lineage: Eukaryota; Viridiplantae; Streptophyta; Marchantiopsida; Marchantiales; Marchantiaceae
Source: the annotation of a GenBank genome assembly
AUGCUAAAUUUCGCCUCUGAGGUGAGAAUUCGAAGAAGCUUGAAACAGUUUCAACGAGAAAAUCAUGGUCAGUCAUUGAACAUCUGGAGUUACAAUACGACGAGAUUUGAGAACGAUGGAAUCUCUUCGUGGGAUGGAGUAACUUCUCUCCACAGGACCCAGCGUCUGAGCUCACGUCUGGGACGUGAGGGGGGCAACUUGCAACGGAUGUGCAGCGAAAAAUCUUGCAACACAUGUUGGACCUGGGCUGUGAGCUAUCUAUCUAUCUACUGGCGGGACGUUCGCAGGGGACUGACUGACAGUCUAAACGUAGUAUGUCUAGGGCCUCGUGCGGUCACAGCUCACGAGACCACACUCUAG